AUGAUAGCAGACAAUAAUCAACUCGAAAUUAGCGUUCGUUAAUUUGCAGUAACAAACAUAAAGAUAAAUAUAAAAAAAUACUGGAGUCAAUAAAAUAAAAACAAUUUCUUUUUUUCAGAUGAGGAUAAAGAAUCUGUUAAAUAAAAUCUUUUAGAAGCACUUAUAAGGUCAGUAUAAAUAUCUUAAUUAUAAAAAUUAUAUUCUAAAAUAAUUAAUGAAGUUUGUAGUUAUGAUUUUCCUGAAAAAUGGCCUUAUUUAUUGGAAAAUAUAGUCCAAAAAUUACAUAGUAAUACCAAUGAAUAAGAAAUAUUGGGGUGUUUACUGGCUUUAAAGGCAAUUUUUGAUAACUAUGAGUUUGAAUUGAAUGAGAAAAGAAAAUAUUUAGACACUUUAAUACCUAGAGUAUUUCCUUAUUUUUAAAAAAUAAUCAUUUAAUUAACCCCUGUAUAUAAUUAAACAAAUGCACAUAUUCUAAAGCCGAUUUUAAAGAUUUUUUUUAAGUGUAUAAAUUUAGAAACGCCAAGUAGUUUAUAAUAAAAGGAACUUUUAAGUGAAUGGAUUGGGUUUUUCAAACUUUUAAUAGAUCAUUAAAUGCCUGUAGAAUUGAGUAGUUUAACUGAAAAUUAAGAAAUUAUUAAUUAAAGGAAUAAAAAUAUACUUUGGAAAAAUAAAAAAUGGGCAAGCUAGAUUUUAACGAAAAUUGCUUUAAGAUUGGCAAAUAUUCAAAUAAUUGAAAAGGAAUAAUAACCGUUGGCUGAAUGGCUAAUUGAAAAUCAUUUUGGGAAAAUACUCGAGAGCUUUAUUCAAAUUCUUUUUUAGAAUUAGUAAUAGUUCGUAGGGUAGGCUUGUAUUUAUUUUGCUAUUAAAUAUAUUAAUAGAUGUCUUUAAAUUAAUUAAUUAGUCCAUAUAAUUUAAAAUUAGCAUGAAAAUUUACUUUUUAAAUGCCUUAUCCCUCUUAUUUAUUUAAAAUAGAAUGAUUUAGUGACAUUCGAUGAAGAUCCUUAGGAGUUUAUCAUAUAAGAGGAAGUUUCUUUAUAAGGAAAUUAUAAGAGUAAUAAAAUUACAGGUAUGGAAUUAAUAUAGGGAAUAUUAAAAACUUUUAAUAAUAAUAAUUAAUUACUGGAUAAGUUUUUUGGAUUUAUUAGUUGUUUUUUGUAGAACAAAGUGCAUCCGUUUAAUCCGGAAAUUUAAUUGAAUUUGUAAAUAAAAGAUGGGCUUUUUUUUGCUAUAGGGUAUUUAAAAGAGUAACUUUUUUUUGGGGAAAAUAAUAAAAUAAAAGAAUAAAUGGAAUGCUUUUUAUAAAAUAUAGUCCUUCCGGAAAUUUCCUUUUAGGAAAAAACUGGAAUUAUGCGUUCAAGAGCUUGCUAAAUUUUAGGUAAAUUCAGUUUCGUUAAAUUUAAAAACUAAUAAUUAUUAACUGAAAUAGUUUAAAAAGUAAGUUCAUGUUUAAAUGACAAAAUUUUAAUUGUGAAAUAUAAAGCGGCACUUUCUUUAAAUAAUUUACUUUAUUAAAAAAACGCCAGAGAGUUAAUAAAAGGACAUUUAAAGGAAUUAUUAGAAAUAUAUCUUAAAUUAAUGGAAGAAAUCGAUAGUGAAGACUUAGUUUAGGCCCUAUAGGGUAUUGUGAUCCAUUUUUAGGAAAAUAUAGGGCCUUAUGCGUAUGAUUUAUGCUCACAUUUAUAAUAGGCUUUCUUUAAAUUAAAAGAUAAGAAUAAUAACGAAAAUAUCGAAAAAGAAGACUAUGAUGGGGUAUGCGGUUUAGCAGCAAACGAAUGUUUAAUUACUUUGGGAAAAAUCAUUACUACAUAAAUACCGGAAGAUGCUUUUUUAAAAAUAAGCUAGAAUAUAGUAUUACCAAUUAUAAAUGAGUGUUUUUUGUAUGAAUAUUCGUGUUUUAUUGAUGAGGGUUUGUAUUUAUUAUAACAUAUAUGUUUUAGAGUGUAAAAUAUAAAUUAAGAGAGUCUUUUGUGGUUUUAUUUAGGGAAUCUUUUCUAUAUAAUUAUUGGUAAAAAAGAAAAUUUAUAAGAUGAUUUAAUUAAUUCAAUUAGUGAUUUGGCAUAGUAGAAGUUAGUUAAAAAAUCUAUAGAAGGUUGGGGAUUUGAGUAUGUGGAUGAUGUAGUUGUUAUUAUAAAAAAUUUCAUUUAGAAAGGCUGGGAGGUAUUUUUGAAUGGGAGAGACUUUUUUGGUGUUCCGUGGAUUGAAUAGGUUUUUUCUUUGGUCAAAAAAAGCUACUUUUUAGGAAGCUAGGAUGGGUUUUUGGAUGAUGGGUGUUUGAAAAGUUCAAUUGGAUUGUUUUUGGCCAUUUUGGAAAAUUAGGUGGUCGAUUAGAAAGUUCCUAGUGAGAUUUUUACGGCUAUUUUUAAGUAGGCUUUGACUAGUUUGUCAAUAAAGAAUUUAAAAAAAGAUGUUUUGGUGGCAAAUAUGGAAGUUAUAUGCUUGUGUUUUUAUUAUAAUUGUAAAGAUAGUUUUUUAAUUUUUUAAAAAUUAUUUACAAUGACAAAGUUUUUCAAAAGUGAAGUAUAAAAAUAAAGAUUAAUGAUUGGAUUUGCAUCUAUAUUGGGAAACGGUUUAUAAAAUUAAGAAUUAGUGGGAAUUUAUUAAAAUAUAAUGAAAGAAUGUGUAGCUUUAAGUAAUUAAAUUUUACAUUUAAGAGAAGAAAAUCAAUAUGAAGAUGAAGAUGAUGAAGAUGAAGAAGAUGAAGAAAAUUAAAAUUAAUAAGAUAAAGGUGAUUUCUAAAGUUAAUUGUAAUAAUAAGUUGAUAAAUUGUAAAAAGUUAGAGAAUAAUAAGAAUAAAAUAAUAAACUUCUUAAUAAUGAAGAUGAUGAUGAAGAUGAAUAUAAUAAUUUUGAUAGAUAUGAAUAUAAUUAUAAUUAUUAAUGUCCACUUGAUAAAUUUGAUGAAAUUAUAUUUUUAGAAUAAUAAUUAAUUAAAGUUGCGUAAAAUAAUGCUUAGUUUUAUUAAAUUAUAGCUUAAGGGUUAAAUGAAUAAGAGAAAGCUUAACUAUAAGAAAACGUUGAGAAAGCUAAAAGUGAUUUAAAAGAUUUUUUGAUAAGUAGAUAAUAAUGA
Molecule: messenger RNA, 3066 nt
Organism: Ichthyophthirius multifiliis
Lineage: Eukaryota; Ciliophora; Oligohymenophorea; Hymenostomatida
Exons: 3
Biological process (GO): protein import into nucleus
Cellular component (GO): cytosol; nuclear envelope
Molecular function (GO): small GTPase binding
Source: RefSeq, a predicted model, not a curated record